Gopherus flavomarginatus (Mexican gopher tortoise) is the source of this 4637-nucleotide messenger RNA. It is a transcript of the gene MICALL1, whose product is annotated as MICAL like 1. Lineage: Eukaryota; Metazoa; Chordata; Testudines; Testudinidae. Gene Ontology annotation, molecular function: protein binding. The record is from RefSeq and is a predicted model, not a curated record.
GCGCCCUGAUCUCCGGAGCCGCCCGGAUGGCGGGGCCCCGGGGCGCCCUGCAGGCCUGGUGCCGCCGCCAGUGCGAGGGCUACCCCGGCGUGGAGAUCCGCGACCUCAGCAGCUCCUUCCGCGACGGCCUGGCCUUCUGCGCCAUCCUGCACCGGCACCGGCCCGACCUGCUAGAUUUUGAUUCACUCUCCAAGGACAAUGUCUACGAGAACAACCACCUGGCCUUUGAGUUGGCAGAGCGGGAGCUGGGGAUCCCCGCCCUGCUGGAUCCCCACGACAUGGUCUCCAUGAGGGUCCCCGAUUGCCUCAGCAUCAUGACCUACGUGUCUCAGUAUUACAACCAUUUCACCAACCCCAACCAAGCUAGAGUCCCUCCGCCCAUGAGGCACCCGGCUGCUGCCUCAUCACCCCCUCUGCCAGCUCCCAAGAAGCCUGUGCCUGCAGCGGAGAGCACCAUGGCACCACAGGAUGAUGUUGUUGAAGGCCUGGCAGAGCGAUCCCAGCGCAACACACUCAGCAGCACCUGCGCAGCCUGCCACCAGCACGUCCACCUGGUUCAGCGCUACCUGGCCGACGGCAAACUGUACCACCGCCAGUGCUUCAGGUGUAAGGAAUGUUCCAGCACACUACUCCCUGGAGCCUACAAACCUGGGCCAGAGUCGGGCACUUUUGUGUGCACUCAGCACCGGGGCAAGCUGGGCCUGAGUGGGAGGAUGGAAUGCAGGCCCAGCCCUGACUUGCAGCACCCAGGCAAGAAGACUGAAGCUGGGGCAGCCACUGUGGGUGAGGAUGUCCCCCCCUCAGAGGAGGAGGAGGGGAAAGAGGAUGGUGUGCAGACAUCCCUGGCGAUUGCAUUAGAGAGCCACCCACCAGGAGAGAAGGAGGCAGGUGCAGCAGAGAAGGGUCGCGCACCCGCUGGAGUGGAGAUGGCAGCGUCCCCUGUCCGUGCAGAGAAUGAAACGCCCAGCUCUGAGCCCUGCUCCCAAACUCCACCCAGGCCUCCUCUCCCCAGCAAACCACCCGCGCCCAGCCAGGACAAAGCCAGCCCACUGGAUGGACGGCUCAAGGACACUCGUCCCACCCCCGCCCCGAGGAGGGGUGCAGACGCAGCAGCCCCGUCACCACCAAGCUCUCACCCCGUCCCUCGGCCUAGAUCCAACGUGCAGAGUGAGGCCUCUGAGCCAGGGCCUGGCCUGGUGAACGGUAGGAUGCCUGAAUCUGGCCCCCCAGUCCCCAAACCAAGAGGGAGACCCACCUCCUCAGAUCGAGCGGGAGCUGCUGUGAGACCAAAGGACCCUCCGUGGAUUGCGUUGGUCCAGCCAGAGCCCAAGAGGAAGCCGGCUCCUCCCCCGCCAGGCAGCGGCCAGGAGAUUCCCACGAGGGCUUCAGAGGAAGAGGAGGAGCAGGGGAAAGCGAGGGAACGGGAGAGCAGUUCCGCCAGCAGGGAGCCCAAAGCCUACAACCCCUUUGAGGAGGAGGAGGACGAGGAGGAAGGUGCAACACCAAAGAGCACGCCAAAGCAGGACCAGAAUGAGAGCAUGACAAAACCCACUCAUCCCUGGUACCGCAUCACCCCCACCAGCAGCCCCAAGACAAAGAAACGUCCGGCUCCACGAGCACCCAGCGCCUCCCCCCUAGUUCACCACCCUAUCUCCAGGCUCUCGCACUCAGAGCCAUCCUCCUCCACCCCAUCACCUGCCCUCAGCCUUGAGAGCAUUAACUCCGAGUGUUCAGCCAAGGCCGCUGGUGACCCGGAUGAGGCGUCAGUGCCCAAGAGCUCCUCCGAACCCACAGUCCAUGUGCCAGCUGCUUCCAAGAUCUCCUGUGCAGACACUCCGCUCACCAGUGUCUCCUCCACUGAGAGCCCCACAGCCCCAGCCAGCCUGUCCGCCAACUCCUCCUUCUCUUCCUCCAGCGAGCUGGCCAGCUCCAGUGGGGAGGCACAGGGGGGAGCUCAACAGACCAACAAGAGCCUUUCUGCCAGCAAUUUAAAGACCAGCCCCAGCCAACUGCCCCCCAAGUCUCCUGCCAGUGCUUGUCCCACACCCAUCCUGUUGGCCUCAGACACGGGUGAAGGAGGCCCCAAGAAUUCCCCAUCGCCUAAGCCUCAGCUGAAGUCUUCAUGCAAAGAGAAUCCCUUCAACCGGAAGUCGUCACCUGUCACCUCCCCCUCAGCCCAGAAACUCCCCAAAGGAUCCAAGCCAGCACGCCCUCCUGCACCAGGACAUGGCUUCCCGCUGAUCAAACGCAAGGUCCAGGCGGAUCAGUACGUCCCAGUGGAGGAUAUUUACGGAGAGAUGGACACCAUUGAGCAGCGGCUGGAUGAGCUGGAGCACCGAGGGGUGGAGCUGGAGGAGAAACUCCGCAGUGUCGAGAAUGACAGCCCCGAGGACAGCCUGCUGGUGGACUGGUUCAAACUCAUCCAUGAGAAGCACAUGCUGGUGCGCCGUGAGUCUGAGCUCAUCUACAUUUUUAAGCAGCAGAACUUGGAGCAGCGUCAGGCUGAUGUAGAGUACGAACUGCGAUGCCUUCUCAAUAAGCCAGCUAAGGACUGGACGGAUGACGACCGAGAGAGGGAGACGGUGCUGAUGCAGGAGCUGGUCACCAUUAUUGAACAACGUAAUGCCAUUGUCAACUGCCUGGAUGAAGACCGGCAAAGAGAGGAAGAGGAGGAUAAAUUGUUGGAAGCCAUGAUUAAAAAGAAAGAAUUUCACAAGGAGUCUGAGGGCAAGAAGAAAGGAAAGUUCAAGCCCAUGAAGGUGCUGAAGCUGCUUGGCAAUAAACAUGAAUCAAAGAGCAAGUCACCCAAGGAGAAAAGCUAGAGCAGGAGAAAGCCAGAAACAAGGAUGGAUGCACUGCUGUCUGAUUGCAUCAGCCCUCCCUGUGGCUGGCUGGAUACCUGCCACUGGGGCUUCUGCCUCCCACUCCUCUCCAGAAGCUGUCUCUCUCCUCUCGUCAAACCCCACAUGCCAACGCUGAUUUCUCCCAGGGAAACUUAGCUUUCAGCCACAGACGUGGAGUUGCCCAAAAAAGAGGAGACAUGGCGAGUCUGAUCAACAAUACUCCCCCUUCCUAAGGCUGUAGAGAGCCUGAUCAGAGGAGAAAAGAUACUAUCCACAAGCUUUGGGGAGUGGGGAGGAGGGGAAAUAGCUUUAGGAGAUAUUACCCAGUUGUGUGUUUAUUAUUAUUAUUAUUAUUAACUGUCUGAGCAGUAAGCAAAGGAUUUUGGUGUUUGUGGGAAACUUGCACUAAUUGCCCCGUCCCUCACUCUAACUGUGAUAAUCACAUGUGCCUCAUACCCUCUGCCUUGGGGGCUGUACACAGUUGUCCCUCCCCAACUCCAAUUCAUCCCCUUGCAGUCUGAAUUCCCAUUCUUAACUUUGGUAAAAGACUCGGGGGCUUAUAAACAGGAUUAUUUUAUUGGCACUAAAUUCGCAUUGAAAAACUAAAUGAAAGGGAAAGAAAUCCCAAAAAUUUCCAUGCCUUGGGUUCCUAAAAAAAAAAAAAAAAAAGAAAGUAACCUCUGUCCUGUUUGUGGAGAGAUUCCCCUCCCCCUGAUGACAUGCACCCCACGAGCUUCAGGGCUGGGCGGGGUCAGUGACAGGGCCAGGCAGAAUGGCUAAGGAAAAGGGAUUAUGGGGAGUCCAACUGGACAUGUUUAAGAUACCCCACCCAGGACAUCUAACCCUCGCUGCAGCUGCUAAAUAGACUCACGCUUAUGCUUUUUGGGGGGCAGGGAGGAAAAGAAUGCAAGACUUUAUUCAGUGCCAGCAAGGUUAUCCUGUUGCCUUGCUUGCUCGUGCUGCCCUCUGCCAGCUUGGGAAGUGGGAAGGGAAUCUCAGCUGGCCCUUCUCCAGCUUUGUCUGUAUUUAUAUUUUUAAAAGUGCAAAAGGGGGGAUUUGGGUUUUUUUUUUAAUAGUGUCAUUACUAGAUGGAUUCAACCCCACCCAGCUUUUUAAACCCUUGUUUUAUUUGUUGUGUGUGUGCGUUGGGGGAUGGGAGAGCAGUCUUCCCUCCUUCCUUUCUUUUUUCCACCUUCUCCAAGGUGAGGAGCUAUUUAUUGAGCUGUUUGAUUGGUCUGAGUUAGACACUGAGUUUUGUGCGUGUUGGUUGGUCAGCUGUUGUCUUGCCUUAUUAGCAGAGUAACUACCAGCCCAGAGCAAACUGCUGCAUUCCUUUUAUAAAAAUACUACAGGUUUGAUCCAAACCACCCUUGCUGGAGUAUAUUUUUAUACAGGGAUCCCUGUUUACAAAACCAUUGAGGGAGCUGAGUUUAUCAUUUUGGUCCCAAGGGCCACCAGUACUGAUUGGGGCAGCAUACACAGCCCCUAGGAAUGGAGGGCCCCAUCAUACUCUUGCAACCCCCAACUGGCUGCUCCAGGAGCAGUGGCCACGUUUCUAUGGUCAUCUCUGGAGAGGGGAGAUCCCAAAGCACAACUUACCCUCUCCAAAGCAAAGCAGUCAAUUUGGCCUUGUAGCGUGCAGCUGAGCCACUGUCAAAGGCCAUUAGAAUUGCUGCAGUCUGACACCCCCAGUCCUACUCCUGCCAGUAUUUUGAUUUGUAAACUGUUACACUGUACUAACUCUGGGAUUGCCAUUCAUCUGCAGAAAAAUAAAACCAGUGGAGUUAAAAAAAA